AUGAUCCUGCCUGAGAGCAACGGCAGCAAAAUCACCGGAUGCAGGCUGAUGCAUUUGGGACCCAAUUGGAAGAAUCGUCCAAAAGUCACAGACUGGAAGGAGCUGAAGAUUGUGGAGUUUGAUGACUGCGAAAUCGAAACAAAGCCAUCAGAGGACUCGGACCUAGCCACGGAUCCCCUCGUGCACGUGUGGGAAUUCACAGUUCUGCAUCUCGAGCCGGGCGCAAGCUACAGGUUUAAGUUCUCCUGCAUCAAUGCCGUCGGCGAGUCCGAGGUGAGUGAUGAGUCCAACGUGGUCACAACGAUGCCGACCACCCCCGACAAGUGCACAGCUCCAUUUUUGGCCAACGAGGAGGAGAUGCAAAGCCAUAUUCGAUCACCUUUCACUGGCACACACCACACGAUGGUGGCUCUGACAUCCUGCAUUACACUUUGA
Molecule: messenger RNA, 435 nt
Organism: Effrenium voratum
Lineage: Eukaryota; Dinophyceae; Suessiales; Symbiodiniaceae
Source: the annotation of a GenBank genome assembly